This is a messenger RNA of Sinocyclocheilus anshuiensis, 761 nucleotides long. RefSeq names its product P2Y purinoceptor 14-like. The coding region runs from base 117 to 761 and encodes 214 amino acids. Gene Ontology annotation, biological process: G protein-coupled receptor signaling pathway. Gene Ontology annotation, cellular component: membrane. Gene Ontology annotation, molecular function: G protein-coupled purinergic nucleotide receptor activity. The record is from RefSeq and is a predicted model, not a curated record. Lineage: Eukaryota; Metazoa; Chordata; Actinopteri; Cypriniformes; Cyprinidae. The transcript is spliced from 2 exons.
UAGCCGACUUGUUUGUGUGCCUGUGUUUGAUAUUACGCAUCGCUAAAUAUGCUAGAACCUCAAUAGAAAUUCAGCGUAUCUACUGUAACUUUGGCGCUCCAGCUUCCUACCUCAACAUGUACUCCAGUAUUCUCUUCAUGGGCUACAUCGCUGCAAACAGGUACAUGAAGAUCGCACGGCCACUGGAGACUCACACGCUGCAAACAGUCCGCUCCACACGCUACAUCUGCAUCGUGACCUGGGUCGUCCUGCUGUGCUCAAAUUGUGCCUACAUUGCUGCUUUUGUCAGCGCUAAUAAACAAACCUCUGCCCACAGUGGUUUCGACUGUGACAGCUUUCAUAACAGCUUACUCAAACAGAUCUACUUGGCCUUGCAGAUCAUUUGCUUUCCAUUGUUUUUGUGUGUGCUGGUAUCCCUGAUUCUGUUCUACCGGUUGAACGUACAGAAGCUUCGUCAAGCUCAGCGCACAAUGCCAGAUCAGCCUGGCAACGCUAAGCUCAGCAAGUCAAAGCGUAACAUGCAAGUUCUGAUGGUGGUUUUCUGCGUGUGCUUUGUACCGUAUCAUCUGGUGAGACUGCCAUACGUGUUCAUCAAACCCCUGCUGCAAGACUGCACAGCAAAGCAGGUUUUCUACAUCCUGAAGGAGCUCACUGUCCUGCUCACAGUACUGAACGCCUGCUUGGAUCCACUUAUUUACUUUGUCUUUUGCAAGACCUUCAGAGCACAGCUUAACCUUCAAAGAUUUUGCAAAUCCAAAUGA